Molecule: messenger RNA, 792 nt
Organism: Pyricularia grisea
Lineage: Eukaryota; Fungi; Ascomycota; Sordariomycetes; Magnaporthales; Pyriculariaceae
Exons: 1
Coding region: 1-792 (263 amino acids)
Biological process (GO): mitochondrial respiratory chain complex I assembly
Cellular component (GO): mitochondrial inner membrane
Source: RefSeq, a predicted model, not a curated record
AUGUGCCAAACCCUCCGCAACACCGCCAGGCGCCUUGCACCGGUGCGGUCAUCACAACAACUAUCCCGCGCCUUGACCACAUCCACACCACAAGCAUCGUUAUCCACCAGCAUUCCCCAAAGGACAAUGCGGAUAGCGACAUGGACACAGGACCUGAGCAUAUCCAGCAGGAUACCAAGUACACACUCUGCAGGGCAAACCUCGAGAUUUCUACACACCACGGCACCAAGACCCGCGCGCGUGCCACAGCAGCAGCAACAGCAGCAGCGGGGAGGAGGAGCACCACCACCGUCAGAAGAACGUCAGGGGGGCAGCCAGGGCACCGACAUCGGCAGCCUGGACGUGCUGGCCGACGCGCCGGAGCCCGAGUUCUCCGUCUCGGCGUGCCUGGCCGACGGCUUCCGGCUGGCCAACGGCACCACGGUGCGCGACUCGGGCCUGCUGCUGGUCGACGGCGAGGCCUUCUCCUGGCGGCCCUGGGGCGGCGACCAGCCGUCGUCGAACCUGAAGCUCGUCAACGCCAAGGGACAGUGGGAGCUCCCGAACCCCGAGGAGGCGCUGGCGCUGCUGGGUCUCGUGUGGCCCCGGCCCGACCUGCUGCUGCUGGGCCUGGGCGCCGAGAUGCGGCCGCUGUGCCCCGCCACGAGAAAGUUCAUCACCGGCCUGGGCAUCAGGGUCGAGGUGCUGGACACGAGGAACGCCGCCGCCCAGUACAACCUGCUAGCUACCGAGAGAGGCACGAGGGAUGUUGCUGCCGCGCUCAUUCCGGCUGGGUUUGGGCGUAGUGUCUGA